AUGUGGACGCUCGGGCGCCGCGCGGCCGCCGGCUUCCUGCCCCGGGCGGCGCCCCAGGGCCUGACCCAGGCCCGCGCCGGGGUCCCCCGGCCGACGGAAGACGCCUGGCUUUGCGAUCGCCGGGGCCUGCGCAUCGGGACCACCGCGGGCUGCGCGCCGUGCCAAGCUAGUUUGAACCUCUACUGCCUCAACCAGAUUCUGAAUGUCAAAAAGCAGAGUGUCCAUUUGAUGAAUUUGAGGAAAACAGGAACUUUGAGUGAUCCAAGCUCUCUAAACGAGACCGCCUAUGAAAGACUGGCAGAGGAGACACUGGACUCCCUAGCAGAGUUUUUUGAAGACCUUGCAGACAAACCUUAUACAUUUGAGGAUUAUGAUGUCUCAUUUGGGAAUGGUGUUUUAACAAUUAAACUGGGUGGAGAUCUCGGAACCUACGUGAUCAACAAGCAGACCCCAAACAAGCAAAUCUGGCUAUCUUCUCCUUCCAGUGGGCCCAAGCGUUAUGAUUGGACCGGGAAAAACUGGGUGUACUCCCACGAUGGCGUAUCCCUCCACCAGCUGCUGGCCACAGAGCUUUCUAAAGCUUUAAAAACCAAAUUGGACUUAUCUUCCUUGGCCUAUUCAGGAAAAGGCACUUGAUGCCCUGCCCAGUUUUGAAGACAUUAAAAGCUAUAAAUCCAAGACCACAGCUUCAUUCUGCAGCUGAGUGUGUCUGUUCUUUUCCAUUCUUGACUUUGAGGACAGUUGCAUUGUGUGUCACAGCUGUGUGAAAAGAAUGUGUCACCUCCCACCCUACCCCCAAGUGUUGAUUUUUUAUUUCUAUAGUUUUUUUUUUUUUUUUUGCUUUAUUUCUUGUCUGAUUCCUGCUCUCACAUGACCUCCCUUUUCUUUUUUAAUGUCCACAUACCCAUAUUUUAACAUCAUUACUUUACAACAAAGAAAAAUAAUAAGAAGGAAAGUUCUGGAAGGAGAAAUGAAUUAGCUUCACUCUGUUCUUUGAAGGACUUAACUGCAAAAAUGACAUGAAGAGUGGCUUGCCAACCUCACCGUUCUUUCUCAAAACGAGACUGACUAAAGGGUAGACUAUAAAUGUUCCCACGCCUGUUUGAAAGGGUAAACACUUCUGAGGCAUUUAGAAUUAAGGCAGCUUGGGAAUUCUCAAACUGAAGGCCAUCCCGCAUUCAUGCUUUGUGAGUCUGAAGGGGUGUGGCCUGCACAGGGUGACUCAGGGAGACUUGGUUCUUCUGUAUAUGCAUAUAUAUGUGUACACACACACACAUAUAUGUAUAUACAUAUUUAUAUAUAUUUAAGGUUUAGUGUAUAAUCAGCUGCUGCAACACUGGGGUCUGAGAAUGCAAAAAAAAUACCCAAGACUCUCUGCCAAAGAUAAGAAGGGAAAAAAAGAAAAAAAGCCAUCUCCAGAAGCUGAGUAUUACAAUGUAAUAGAUGAAGUCAGGCCAUGGAGCUGAGGAGAUGCUUUGUAAAAUUGCAAAGAGCCACAUACUGAAAGUAUUGGUGAAAAGAACCCUGGUCUUCGACUUGGCUCAGCCCAAAGUCGUCUAUCUGUGGCCAAGUUUCACAAACCCCUUGCACCUCCAUUCUCCCAUCUGCUAGGUGGGAGGGUUGAACUGGAUAGAAUAGUUGGCUUCCAAUUCACACAUCCGUGGUCCUGCCAGGCAGCCUCCCAGGCUAGCUUUCAUUCCUUCUGGGUAGAUAAGGGGACAGCAAUGAACAAUUUUUUAAAGCUAUAUAGUAAAUAUACAGGCAGACCCCGGAUUAUAAACCAUUUCCAUUCUAAAUCUGUAAGUCGAAUGUGUACAUAAAUCAGAUGUUUGUCUUAGUAUGUAGUAUAUAGUGUACCUUUCUAUUCAUAAAAAAAUUAAACACUUCCAGAUACACUAAAACUUCUUUAACAUAAUAAUACAGUAUAUAAGUAGCAUCCAAUUGUUAUUAAGAGCCAUUGUAUGUACUUUCAAUUUUUAAUAUAGUAGGCUUUACGGAGGUUGGUUCAUAACUAUGAUUGUACAGAAGUCAGAUGUUCGUAACACAAGGACUGCCUGUGUUGUCAUUGGUAUUGCUCUGUUGGGAUUUUGGUUGAAUUCAUGUUAAAAUAAUAAACACCUUUUACUGUGUCCUCCCACAUAACCUUGUUUUAAUCUUUACUGACUUGCAUUUUGCUCAUGAAGAAACCAAGGCUCAGGAACAGUAAAAUAAGUCACUCAAAGUUAUGCUCAUCUUAUUUUCUUACUAAAGGAAGAUGUAUUAGUAACCAGUCUAUAUGAAUGUGUAGCAAAGGCUUUUGCAGUGGGUGAAUCCAAAACACGUUCCACUGUAGAAGAAAAAAAUCUUAACAAUAGAGCAAUAAAAGCAAAUGCUAUAUGGGUAUUUAAAAUAUUUCCUUUCUUCAGAAAUAAAAUUAUUUUUGAGUCUCAU
Trichechus manatus latirostris (Florida manatee) is the source of this 2430-nucleotide messenger RNA. RefSeq names its product frataxin (gene FXN). The record is from RefSeq and is a predicted model, not a curated record. The transcript is spliced from 5 exons. Gene Ontology annotation, cellular component: mitochondrion. The coding region runs from base 1 to 636 and encodes 211 amino acids. Gene Ontology annotation, molecular function: ferroxidase activity; ferric iron binding; ferrous iron binding. Lineage: Eukaryota; Metazoa; Chordata; Mammalia; Sirenia; Trichechidae. Gene Ontology annotation, biological process: iron incorporation into metallo-sulfur cluster; intracellular iron ion homeostasis.